Messenger RNA from Archocentrus centrarchus (flier cichlid), 4739 nucleotides. RefSeq lists its product as uncharacterized. Gene Ontology annotation, molecular function: K48-linked polyubiquitin modification-dependent protein binding. Gene Ontology annotation, biological process: negative regulation of protein K48-linked deubiquitination; negative regulation of protein ubiquitination; negative regulation of proteasomal ubiquitin-dependent protein catabolic process. Gene Ontology annotation, cellular component: cytoplasm; nucleus. NCBI's taxonomy places the organism in Eukaryota, Metazoa, Chordata, Actinopteri, Cichliformes, Cichlidae. The transcript is spliced from 17 exons. The record is from RefSeq and is a predicted model, not a curated record. The coding region runs from base 121 to 2871 and encodes 916 amino acids.
GGGGAGGUAGGUGCAGCUAGCAUAGCAGAGCCUCUCUAAACACACCCGAGGAAGUCAAUAAAGUUGCAAAUGAACAUCGGUUUCACUUUGAUUUCUGCACGGGAACCUUGAAACAACAACAUGAGUUCCUCUAACCCUGCGACUAUUGGGGAGCUAUUCCUCGUCCUUAGUGAGAUGGGAUUCACAGAAGAACAGAUACAGGCGGCUGUGCAGGCAGGGCAUUUUUCUGUGGCCGAGGCAGCUGAAUGGCUUCUACAGGGUCAGUACCCUCGGCACACUCUGGCCAGGCAGCCUUCACAGCCGACUGAGACAGCUUUUUCUGCAUUCAACCCACCCAAAGAGACAGCAUGCACUUCAGUGUCACACACAUCUCCCACUGACAGCAGAGCAGGUCCUUCAUUGGUGCUGAGGUCGUCACAAUCAAGCACCCCAUCCCAGGAUCCACCGCCAGUUGAAUCGCGGAUCAAACCAGACAAGAGUGACUUUGAAGAGAAAGAGAGACAACGUGUUGCUCAGGAAGCCAGAGCAGAGAGAAGGCAAAAGAAACAGGAGCGUGAGUUGGUGUUGAAGCGGAUUGCUGAGGAUCGGAGGAGCCUGCAGGAGAAGAGCCAGACUAAUGCUGCUGCAGAUACGUCCCCUUCCAGCAGUGAAGGACAGAAGCUGGGAGGAAAGAUUCAGACAAAUGUGGACAACAACUGCAUCCUCAUGAUUCGGCUGCCGUCCGGGGAGUCCAUGCGUGAGCGCUUCUCAGCUGAUGCCCCUCUGCGCAGCGUUGUGGAGCACAUCACCGGACGUCACCCCUCCCUACCCUCCUUCUCUCUCCUUCAGGGUUUCCCACGGAAGCGCUUUGGGGAGGCAGAGCUUGCCUGUUCCCUGCGCUCUCUCGGCCUUACACCCAAUGCUGCACUGUGUAUUCAGACCACUCCUCCAGAGACACCUCAGGAUCCACCAAGUCCAGCAGGUCACAGUGAUGUGCCACCUCCAUGUGUUGCACCUCCACAUCAACAUAUUCCUGUCCAGGACAUGGUGGGAGAUCAGGUCCCUGUUAUACCUCCUCCACUACCUAACCAGCUGUGGGAAGAGGCAGUGAAUUAUGCAGGAAUUCCAGGAGCUCCCCCUUCGCUGCCUGGACCUUCUCAUUUUUGGGGCCGAGGCCAGAGGUUGGUUCCUGGUGAUGCUGAGGAUCCGGCUAUAGAUGUUGAUAUGGAUCAAGAAGGAGAGGAACAACCACCUCACAUGCCGAAUGGGAUGCCAAGGUUGCCUUUCCUUCCAGAGAACAGGAUUCGAGGAGGAUUUGAGCCCAGACACCACUGGCCAGAGCAAGGAAAUCGACUCAGAGAGGGCCCAGAAGAGGAGGUGGCAGACCCUGAGGAUGCAGGAGGUCCGCUGGCGCCUGUAGCUGCGGGUCAGGCUGCAGUUGAGCGUCUUCAAAGAGCUGCGCAGCAAGACGACCGCCAUGCCUGCCAGGGACAACCAUCGCCCCCUAAAAGACCAUUCAGAACACCAAGCGUGCCCUCACUAUGUGCCUUGGCCACCCGCGCAACAGUCCACCUAAUGACUGCUCCCAGCAUGCAGUACAGCAGCAGCCUAGCAGGCCUGACCCCAGAGCUCGCAGAGCUUCUGCUUAACCACAUGUCUCAUGAGAAGUUGCUACGCCCACGCACCCUGGAGCUGUUCUUUGGCUGCCCAAUCCAGAAGUUUGUCUUAAACAGCUACUCAUACUCCACCAAUGAGCUCCUGCGGCAGCUGCGGGCCUUCACUGCCCUGAAGCACCUGAGUUUAGUCAAUUCGCCUCUCAUCACUGACUCGGGCCUAUCAAUCCUUUCCACCCUGGUCAAACUCCAGUAUCUCAAUCUGGCCUCCUGUAGCAAGCUGACUGACUCCUGCCUACAGCAUAUCACAGGUUUGAAGAGCCUGUGUUUCUUGUCCCUGGACCAGACCAAAGUGACAGAUGCUGGGAUGGUUCUGUAUCUCCAGUCAGCUCCUUCCUGCCUCUCUCAGCUGAGCCUGAACCAGACAGCAGUGACUGAAGCCACUCUAGCAGUGCUCCCCACCUCUGUGCCACAGCUGCGACUUCUCAGCAUCAAACAGACUAAAGUUAAGGAUGUGACAGCUCUAGCAGCGAUGUCCAGCCUGCAGACUCUUAACCUGGAUGGGACAGGUGUGACAGAGGCAUCUCUGGAGCACCUUGCUACUCACCCUGCCCUGACUUCCCUCAGUUUGGGGGGUAUCUCGGUUGUAGAUGGCAAUCACGCCCUUCAGAUCAUCUCAGGUCUGAAGUUGAGUCACAUCACCCUCCCUGGGCGCCACUCUGUGACAGACAGCGGACUAUCGUUUCUCUCUAGACUGACUCUGCUCUCAGAGCUGGACCUGACAGACUACACACAAGUCACAGACCAGGGAGUCAGCCAGCUCUCCACCUUGACCAGGUUGAAGAAGCUGUCACUUAGCAACACUCAGGUGACAGAUGUGGGGCUUUCCUCUCUGCGAGGCCUGCAGGAGCUGCAGGAGCUCUGUUUGGAUCGGACUGCGGUCACCAGCCAAGGAGUGGCUGAUCUCAUCAUCUGUCUGCCGCACCUCCAGGUGUUGGGGUUGGCCAGCACUCGAGUGGGAGACAAUGUGGUGAGGAGAGGUCUGGUCCGCUGCAGUCAGCUUGUUAAGCUUAAUCUCAGCCGCACGCGGAUCACAGAUCAUGGUCUGAAAUUCCUGAAACACAUGCGCCUGGCUCAGGUGAACCUGGACGGCACUGGGGUGAGCCUGAUGGGAAUUGCUAGCCUCCUCUCUUUCACCAACAUCAGCAGUAUUCGGGCCAGUAACACUCGCACCAUUCCCCCUGACGAAGUCUCAGAUGAGGAGUUGGAAGCCCAGUGAGCAUAGGUACCUUCGGUUGGUCCAUGUUGUCGAGUGGUGCGACCACAUGCUUAUGCAGGAUCUUCUGGACACAGCAUAACUGAAACACUCCUAUUUGCACUGUUUCAACAGCAGCUAGUGCCAGUAAUCUGUCAAUUGUGCACGCUGAGUUGAAACCAUAAACAGGAGCAUUGUGUUCAACAGCUCCUUCAUUUCUAACGUUUACAUAUACAGAAUUAAUCACUAUUUAGUACCCUGCAGCCCCAAAUGCCAUCUGAAAAACUUUAUAGCUUUAUGUGCAUCUUUACAGGUUGGAGCAACCUGUGUUUCUCCAGGGGCCUGUACUAUGAAGCAGUUUCAGUGUACCCAGGAUUUUUUUUUUUCCAUAUCUGGCUUCACUUUGCCCCAGCAGUCAGGCUAAACCAGGGGUGCUCAAUACGUCGAUCGCGAUCUACUGGUCGUUCGCAAGAGGAGUGCAGGUAGAUUGCACGGAACCCCCAAUGAAGUUGGGGAAAAAAAUGUAGAUCUCACGGCAUUAAAAGAAGUAGAAGAUGGAUGAUAAACUAUCAUCCAUCUGUUUCGUUACCACCCUACGCAUGCACAUUUAACCACGCUGGCUUUGCUAGUAGCUCACAAGCUGAAAAAGUGUGGGCACACCUGGUAAACGGUCACACGAAGGUGGUUUUUAACUGGAGAAGUCAAACCCAGGGUUUGAGCACAUUCACAUGGUUGUGAAACAUGGAUAGGUCUACUGGCAGCAGAGUGAUGUGCUGGCUAUAGAUUGUAAAAAUAUAAUACUAGAAGAAUAUGAAAAAAAGAGCUACUGCAGCCAAAGCAACACUAUUAUAGUUCUAAAGCUUAGCCUAUCUCAAUCUAGAAGGAAAAAAAAACUUGACUCUGUAAGUUAUUAAACUUCUCAGUAUCACAGCGCCAUCGGGCUCAUGUAAAGCCUGUUGCCUAUGUUAACAUGGCAAUGUAGCCCAGAAAGAAGCGAAUCACCUUUGUUACCCUGAAGCUUCAUAGUACAGUCCUCAGGUUGGAGCCAAGUGGCAGAAAUCUACUUAGUGUUGAGAAUGUACAACGGAGCAUGUAAUGACUAACAGACUUUAUUUAGAUAUUCAAUGAGAAUCUAAAUAACAAAAAUAGCCAGUUAAACCAAAUAUGGUUGAAGUGUUUUUGGAGGGAUGUGAAAGCAGAUAAGGUCUUCCACUGAUAUCUGCAUUGAAAUUAACUUUAAAUUUAGAGCUGUAUUCAUGUCAUGUCAGAUUUACCAGUAGAAAUAAGUUUUGGUUUUUUUUUUAGCUUGAACAUUUGAUACUAGUAAUUUUGUUAGCAGAUACCUAUAUUGAUAGUGCAAAAGUUCAGGAUUUGCAAAAGUUUAAUAAAAUGUGAGCCACCGUACAGUGUUAAGAUACCAGAAUUACCCCCAAAAUUGGAUGCCUCACUUUGACAUGAAUAUAGCUUUUAAGUAAAAAUUAUGUAAAAAUCCAGAAUGAAGACUUCAUGAUAGUUUUAUAACCUGCAGCUUGCACGCAUGUUAGUUCUUACCACCUAAAAAUUCUAGGUUUUAUUUUAUCUGCAUCCUGGUGAUGCACUGACCUCAGUUGUCUUUUAUAAGUAGCCCUCUUGCAUUGUCAGUUAAGCCAAGAAAUGCCAAUGUUUGUUUUUUUGGAAAGUUUAGCCAUUUUCAGCUACAUCAGUGAGCCUCAUUCAGUGGAGUGUUAGUGGCUGUAAUAUAACAAUCUAUGCAGCCAUGGGGCUCACAGCAGGACCCAAAGCAACUUCUUUAAUCCCUUAGUUUUUUUUUCCCUAUUUACAGAGAUAUGAAAGUUUAUUUUCCCUACAAAAGCUGUAUUCAUUACAAUUAACAAUAAAGUCUUCUUAAAUUA